CAACCCCGCGCUCUUUCUCAACAAGAUGGCGGCGUUCAGCGCAACAUCACAAUAACCUCGACUUGUUUCGUCUGUCGCUUUAUAAAGCUCGCCUUUAUUCCUAUGCCGUCAUUAUAUCACAUUAUAAUAUAUUAUAAGAGUCAUUUAAGCUGUCUUUAAUUAAUCUGUGAAAGCAGAGACUUUUAGCCGAGCCUGAGUCAUGUCACCUUCAGAGAGCGACAGUAAAGUACCCGGAUUGAGAGGAGUGAGAACCACCUCCCUGUUCCGCGCGGUCAACCCGGAGCUCUUCAUCAAACCUAAUAAGCCGGUGAUGGCGUUCGGCCUCAUCACCAUCACGCUGUGUGUGGGGUAUCUGGGCUAUCUGCACGCCGUGAAGGAGAACUCUCAGGAGCUUUAUGAGGCAGUGGACAGUGAGGGGGAGAGAUACAUGCGGAGAAAAAGCUCAAAGUGGGACUGAGAGACGUGCAGAGAGACGCGUUUCAGAGACUCGACUGCGUUCAAUGUUGUUGAUUUCACUCUAAACACCAGAUUGAGUCCAUAAAUCACCGCUAAUAAUGGUCGAGUGUGUGUGUGUGUGUGUGAAUCAGCAGCACCGUGUUUUAUGCAUGUUUGCAUGCAUGCCUCGUUUGUUUGUGUGCUCGAGCAUGCAAACAAACAAGCAUGGAGUCGGUCAUGCUCGAGCCUGUUUGUUUGUUUGUUUGUUUGUUUGUUUUUACUGAGUUGUGUUCAUCUGAAUUAAAUAAAAAUAAUCAUAAUGCAGAA
This is a messenger RNA of Hemibagrus wyckioides, 762 nucleotides long. RefSeq names its product small integral membrane protein 8 (gene smim8). The transcript has 2 exons. The record is from RefSeq and is a predicted model, not a curated record. Lineage: Eukaryota; Metazoa; Chordata; Actinopteri; Siluriformes; Bagridae. The coding region runs from base 200 to 457 and encodes 85 amino acids.